GCUUCUCUCGAGUGUGCAGGGCUCCCAGAGUCCCGAGGCCCGGUGUACGCUUCCCCCGCCCGAUCAGCCUUGACCAGGGAGGGCCUCCCCAAACUGCUUUUUGGCGCGCGGGUGCCCCAGCCACAGGGCGCAGAGCACUUUGGCGCUUCCCUCCCUGGGUGAUCUGAUCUACUCCAGGUUCCGCGGCGGUCCCGGGAACCUGCGGUUCCAGAGGAGGAGAAGAGAAGGAGGGAUCCGGAAGUGCCAGGAGCUCUUCUCCCGAUGCCACAUGAGGCUGCCCCUCAGCCCCAGCAUGGAGCCGGUGGCCACGGAGCCCUUGGAGAUGGCUUUGCUCAGCAGCAUCCUGGCGGCCUAUUCCUAUAUCUCAGAAAACCCUGAGCGAGCCGCUCUGUACUUUGUCUCCGGCGUGUGCAUCGGCCUGUUCCUGACCUUGGCCGCCUUGGUGAUGAGGAUCUCCUGCCACACGGACUGCCGGCGGGGUCCCCGGAGGAGGUGCUUGCAGGACCCUGAGAGCAGCAGCGACAGCAGCGACAGCGAGGAUGGCAGCGAGGACACGGCGUCGGACCUGUCUGUGCGCAGACACCGCCGCUUCGAAAGGACUUUGAACAAGAACGUGUUCACCUCUGCGGAGGAGCUGGAGCGCGCACAGCGGCUGGAGGAGCGCGAACGCAUUAUCAGGGAGAUCUGGAUGAACGGGCAGCCUGAGGUGCCUGGCACCAGGAGCCUGAACCGCUACUACUAGGGCUCUUUGUGGACCCCAGAACCUCAGCAGACCGCCAGAAAAAGAGGGUGGGCUCUGUGGACAGGGACGGUGAGGCGGGCUGAAUCCAGCUCUGCUAAUGGGGCUCCGGGAAGAACAGGGCCAGCCUCCUUUUCCCAGAGCAUAGAGGUUUGAUUUAAACUCUUAACCUCUGGAGAAACAGACCACCCAAGCAGGGCACCUGCCUUUCCAGGAGUUGACACCCACGUGGGCACACCAGCCCGACCCUUCCAGGUCUUGAAAUGGUGCUGAGGGGUCCUCUCCGUCCACGUGACAGCGAUACGAUGAGCUGAAAGGAUAAAUGGUCCUUUUUUCUGAGGCGCUCAGAAGUUUGUGUGCAGACUUAACAGCUGCGUUAUUCCUUUACAAAAGGAAAGAAAAAAUUCUCAUAGCUGGAGAGCUGGGGAUAUCAGGGUGACCUUAACCCCGAAUAUGCAGUUUUCUAAAGGACUCCUUGCGCUGGAAGUGGUUUUGAUUGAGAUAGCAUGACCGAUGCUAAUUAUUUAAAGCUAAUUUUUAAAACAAACAGAAAUUCUUGGCAACCUCUGCAUUUUAACUGACACCUCAGGGAUUAAAAUCCUAUUUUUAGUCUAGUUCCCACCUCAUUCAUGAAAAUGAAUGGAAUUUACUGUGUUGUGUGAGAUGUAUUGGAGACUUAGAAUAUAUCAAUAACCUCAGAGGAUAAAGGGUUUUAUUUUUUAGUAGUUUAUAAAAUAUAUAUUGACACAUGUAUUUGAAAAUGCUGCAUAAAAAUAGAAACGGUGUGUCCUUCCCUUUUGGAGAGAAGAAAAGUCUCUCUCAUGACUUCAGAGACUCGUUAUAUUUAAAGAAUAUUUUGUUUUUUAAAAAAGUUUAGAUUUCCAAGAAAUGAGUGGAAACCAGAGGUGAGAAUUAAAGCCAAAAUUAGAACAGUAUCUAAAAUAAACAUUCCAUGAAGGUC
Psammomys obesus (fat sand rat) is the source of this 1700-nucleotide messenger RNA. It is a transcript of the gene Eva1a, whose product is annotated as eva-1 homolog A, regulator of programmed cell death. The coding region runs from base 269 to 742 and encodes 157 amino acids. The record is from RefSeq and is a predicted model, not a curated record. The transcript is spliced from 3 exons. NCBI's taxonomy places the organism in Eukaryota, Metazoa, Chordata, Mammalia, Rodentia, Muridae.